GUGCUCCGACCUCCAACUCCAAGACGGCACUCCUCCCCUCAGGGCUCAGACCACUCGCUCGCUACAAUGAGAGAGAGACAGCCAAAACCAACCGCCUCUCUCUCGUUAACUUCUUCAACCCUCCCUCCCUGUCCAAUUCCUACCUGUUUUCCCUCCAAAACCCUAAAUAGUUAACUGGACUGACAAUUCUAGAAAUGCCGCUAUCGCUGUCUUCCGUCGAGCUUCCUCCCUCUCGCACGGUGGAUCGGCGGAUCUGGCAAGCCUGUGCUGGUUCCUCUGUUCAAUUCCCCUCUCUCAAUUCCAGGGUCUACUAUUUCCCCCAGGGCCACCUCGAGCAGUCUUCUUCUUCUUCUUCUUCUUCUUCGCCUUCGCCUUCGCCUUCUUUCCUCUCCUCUUUAGUCCUCUCCCGUCCUAUGAUCCUUUGCCGCCUUUCCUCUGUUCAAUUCCUCGCCGAUCCUGUCACCGACGAGGUUUACGCCAAGCUCCACCUCCUCCCUCUCGACCCGUCUUCUUAUCCCCUCAAUGCGCCUUUGCCUCUCUUUCAACCUUCCCAGGAAGAUAGGAUUAUGGCCUACGCCAAGGUUCUAACCGCUUCCGAUGCUAAUAACGGCGGAGGAUUCUCUGUCCCGAGGUUCUGUGCUGACUCCAUAUUCCCACCCUUGAACUACGAAGCCGACCCUCCCGUCCAAACCCUAACCGUCACUGACGUCCACGGGACACGCUGGGACUUCCGCCACAUCUACCGUGGGACUCCCCGUCGCCACUUGCUCACCACUGGAUGGAGCAAGUUUGUCAACAACAAGAAGUUGAUCGCUGGCGACUCUGUUAUAUUCAUGAGGACCUCCCAAGGGGCGAUGUACAUCGGAGUGCGCAGGUCGGCGAGGUUUAGCAAUGCUGCCAAUUUCGCCAGGUGGCGGGAGCAUUUUGGCACCGGAGAGGCAAAAGUCAAGCUUAAGGAGAACGGUUGCUCCAUGACCAGUGCCAGAGGGAUGCUGACUCCUGAAGCCGUUGCCUCUGCAACGGAGAUGGCUGCCCGGGGUUUACCGUUUGAAGUGGUUUAUUACCCCAGAGCAUGGUCGUUUUCCGAUUUCGUGGUCAAUGCUGAUGUCGUCGAGGCUGCACUCAGUAUGUUUUGGUCUGCCGGGGCCAGAGUUAAGAUGGCUGUCGAAUCAGAAGAUCUGUCAAGGACUACAUGGUUUCAAGGCACGGUUGCUUCAGCUGUGGUUCCAGGUUGCGGGCCAUGGCAAGGAUCUCCUUGGCGAAUGCUUCAGAUUAAGUGGGAUGAACCUGAAGUUCUACAGAGUGCCCAGAGAAUCAGCCCUUGGCAAGUCGCAUUUGUUCCAACAAAUUCAUCUUUCCAAGCUGGGAUUCCCACACCAAAGAAAUUUAGAUAUCCAGACAAGUCUGAGUUGUUGAUAGAUGAUGGAGAGAGAGAUCUCCGCUUUCCUAUGUCAGGACUAGCUAAUCCAACUGUUGGUCCACCGUUGUUGAAUUUCAACAAUUUUCCUGCUGGCAUGCAGGGAGCCAGGCAAUAUAAUACUUUUCCCCCCUUUGGUUUAUCCAACUUUGUGAGUGAGAAUAGUGGUCUUCAGAUAUCUGCUGCUGCUACUACUUCUUUCACAAACGUCAUGGUGCCUAAGUUGGGAAGCGUGUCAACUGAGCUGAACAUUGGUAGCUCACAAUCCGAUAACUUAUCACCAGACAGACAGAGUAGCAUGCAGUCUUUUGGCACUGAAAUUGUGGGGAAUCAAGGCUGCACUUCUGCAAAUUGUGGCACUAGUAGCUCGUUUCAGCUAUUUGGUAAAAUCAUCCAUUUCAAUCAUCCAGUUGAAAGAAGUUCUGAUGACGUAAGCUGCACAGAAGAUCAAAAUGCUGAAGACUGCGACAAAGAUAAUGAGAGUGUUAACCAUCUGCUCGACCUAUCUCUGGCUUCUUCUUACACUGAAUUUCUCAACCAGAUAGAUGUCCAGUGCCAAAGAAGUGGAGCUGUUGACCCUUAUGAACGAGUCAUUAUGUGAUUGAUGUCAAGCUGCCUUAUGGUUAUGAGCAGCUGUACAGGUAAGAUCGAUUGGGCGGGCAGGCAGGCAGGGAGUUGACUUCUUCUUGCUGGACUUCCGUGGCAGUAGUAACUGGCGUUCGAACUAGGGACUCCAUGCUUUCCUUUGUUUUUCUGUUUUUCACCCUAAUUGAUCCACUAGUUGUAUGGAAUACGCUUCACAUACAUUGUUUACAACACAAUCGGAUACUGCUGGGUAUGUUGUGUUUGUUUGUUCAGACAGUUGUGUUAUGUUGAUAAGUUAGUUGAUGUGUGUUCUUUGUACAGGGG
Molecule: messenger RNA, 2326 nt
Organism: Linum tenue
Lineage: Eukaryota; Viridiplantae; Streptophyta; Magnoliopsida; Malpighiales; Linaceae
Source: the annotation of a GenBank genome assembly